This is a messenger RNA of Colletotrichum lupini, 777 nucleotides long. RefSeq lists its product as uncharacterized. The coding region runs from base 1 to 777 and encodes 258 amino acids. The transcript has 4 exons. The record is from RefSeq and is a predicted model, not a curated record. NCBI's taxonomy places the organism in Eukaryota, Fungi, Ascomycota, Sordariomycetes, Glomerellales, Glomerellaceae.
AUGAGCUCGGAGUUGCCGGUGAUGGUGUCCAGAAACGUGCUCCUCGAUAUCCUGGCCAGACUGUACAACCCGUCGCAUGCCUUCAUCUUCCCGGCUACAAGGGCGUGCAAGUCUAAGCCCCUGACGUUUGACAUCAUCAUCUGGACCACGGCGUUAGUUGUCGUCCAUUCGAAGCCGACCGUUGUGGAUCGCGAUGACAUCCGGGCUCAGCAUCCCGAUCAUUUCGUAGACCACCUUGCCGCUGGAGACAGUCCCGUAGAUCGAGCACGCUCUCAGCAGCAUAACUCGUUCUUAAAGCUCGGUAAGGUCCCGGUUCUGCGGUUGGAAUUGUCAGCGUUCACAUUUGACAUCAACUUCGUUGGGAUCGGGAUGGUCAAGUCAACUAGUGAUUACACGAUCGCGGCCCUCAUUAUCCACGUCAACUUUCGCCAAAAUCUCAGCCGGGGUGGGAAUGGUCAAAAUGGUGUGCAAUACUAUCCUGUUCUUUCCGCGCGCUAUCCUGGACCCUACCACAUGACACCCAGCCAUCUAAGAUUCACUCAGUCCAUCUACCUGGAUGGUACUCGCACUAGCGUUCAGAUCCGCGUUCUGACGCGCAGCGGGUUUUGUAGAGCUAUGCGCAGAAUCAUGCUGAGCAUGCUGCAUACACAACUGAAGUACAUAACCCAGCACACAUCCAAUAUGCAGCUCUCGGUGUCGGUCAAAAAGAACGGCGUCAUGUGCGUCCUGGACGGCUUUCCUGCGUGGGGUAGGGACUCAUUUGCAAUGUCCAACUAG